This is a messenger RNA of Anthonomus grandis grandis, 1197 nucleotides long. RefSeq lists its product as uncharacterized. The record is from RefSeq and is a predicted model, not a curated record. The coding region runs from base 239 to 940 and encodes 233 amino acids. NCBI's taxonomy places the organism in Eukaryota, Metazoa, Arthropoda, Insecta, Coleoptera, Curculionidae. The transcript has 3 exons.
UUGCCUCACAGAGAUAAAACCGUUUAAUGUGCAUAGAUAUACCUAAGUUUACUUCACAUUUGAAUUGUUCUUUUUCUUUUCUUUGUCUUGUUUACAUAGUAUAGUCGGAGUGCGGUGCGGAUUGCCGAUUGUUUGUGCGUUUUUAAGUUUAGAAGUUACCAGAAACAAUUUACUUUUUUUGUUAUUUUGACGUUUUUGUUUACUUGUUCUUGUUUUGUGCUUUCUUUUUGCUGAAGAAAUGAACGGUACUCCCGAGAAUCCUCCCAAGAGGAUGAGAAUGGAAAAACAGCAGAAACCCUGUUGUGUUCCAGGGUGCAAGGACUUUUUGAGUAAGACGCAUCGUUUCCCCAAAAACAACCUACCGGUUUUCAGAGCUUGGAUUCGAGCUGUUAAACCAAAAAAUUGGGAUAUAUUGACUUUAGAUCAGGUGUAUAAUAGAUAUUUAGUAUGUGAUGUUCAUUUUGCCAAAAAAGAUUGUAUGCCGGGGUUUCAAAGAGGUCUUAAAGCCAAUGCAGUUCCUAUGCUUAAUUUACCAGUGAGUGAAGAUAAAGAAGUAGGAGAUGAUUUAUAUGUGCAUGAAUCAAACUCAAUAGAUUAUAAUUCAUCAGAUAUGGACAUAGACAUAACUUUGCCAGACCCAAUAACAAUGAUCAGUGUUGUAACUGAUCAAGAAAACAAUCACCCUAUUAAUGCUAUUGAAUUGUUUUCUCCUAUUUGCAAACCCUCCACUUCUCAGAAUGUUUCUAAUCAAGCAGCACCUUGUGCUGCAACGCAGAGCGCAACACCUGAAACCAAGCCCAAACCACAAAUCAGCUACAAACAGAUGCUAAACCAGUUAAUUGAGACACCAUUGUCACCUCCAAAAUCACAUGUCAUUGUCACUUCUAAGAUCAAUGGAACUAAAAAAGCACGAAAAUUAAAGACAGGUAAGUCAUAUUAAAGUGGAUUUCAUCUAUUUCAGGGAGGAUCCAGACUCCAGGUUCAAAUGGAGUUUUCGGAGAUGCUCUUUCCAUCCAGAAUAUUUUUUUAGGAUGGUAUCACUUCUGGUUAUACCGGUAUUAAGACCUCUACUUGUUGAUAUUAAAUCAAAUAUCCUGUAUAUUCUUAUAAUUUUAUAUAAGUCUUACAGAAUUUAGCUCUGUAGCUAAAUAGUAUAGAUUAAAAAAAUAGCUAAUAUUAUAGAUAAAAAAAAAUACU